UCCACAAGCUUCAUUCUUUCUAACAGAAACCAAACAGAUGUGCCUAAAGGGCAUAUAGCAGUUUAUGUAGGAGAAGUUCAGAGGAGAAGGUAUGUGGUGCCUUUAUCGUACCUCAACCACCCUUCAUUUCAAGCGUUGCUGCGACGAGCUGAGGACGAGUUCGGCUUCAAUCACCCCAUGGGAGGCCUCACGAUCCCCUGCAACGAGAACGCGUUCGUUGAAGUGACUUCAAAAAUGCAGCUGUGGCAUGCGUGA
This is a messenger RNA of Salvia miltiorrhiza (redroot sage), 255 nucleotides long. RefSeq names its product auxin-responsive protein SAUR21-like. The annotation marks the transcript as partial. Lineage: Eukaryota; Viridiplantae; Streptophyta; Magnoliopsida; Lamiales; Lamiaceae. The record is from RefSeq and is a predicted model, not a curated record. The transcript has a single exon. Gene Ontology annotation, biological process: response to auxin.